Molecule: messenger RNA, 2726 nt
Organism: Exophiala viscosa
Lineage: Eukaryota; Fungi; Ascomycota; Eurotiomycetes; Chaetothyriales; Herpotrichiellaceae
Exons: 2
Coding region: 312-2252 (646 amino acids)
Source: RefSeq, a predicted model, not a curated record
GCCGCAAAUAUGGAAUGAUUCGCCAAGCGGAUUGGAGUGCGGAGAAGUUGAUCAUCGAACAAAGUCGCAGCUAAACUUCUUUCCCCACCAGUGAAAUGAUCAUCUCGGAUCAGAUCAAUGAAUCUUUGUAAACCUGUCGAUUGACUGUUUAUCCUUCGUUGUGAUCGGUUCUCCCAGGUAGAGCAGCACUUGCUGUCUCGUCCUACCUUGCUUCAUCGUCGUCCUCCUGUCCGCUUGCUGUGUCGGCCGGUCUUUCAUCUCGAUGGUCCGAGAUCGGUCUCUCACGAUCGCAUCGUCACUUCUCCGUCAUAAUGGCGCCUCCUGAUCCUCGGAUCAACAGAAUCUCUUACGCUCGUAUGGUCCAGCCUGCGUUGCCAGCCUUACCUGGUCUUGGAAAACAACCACCGUCAAAGAAGAAAGCUCCGCCGCAAAAUGAGUCUGAAAAGGUUGGCACAACUUCCGCACCGCCAACUGCGGCGCAGGAAGAUACUCGAGACAAGGUCGAGUCGGAGGUGAUUGCUUCGCCAGAGACUGCGCCAACGACCGCGUCCCUGGAUGGGCCAGACGAUAACGAGGGCAAUGUUGUUCUCACUGGAUCGCCUCCAACCUCAGACGACCAAGUCGCAACCACUGCUCCUGAAGAGAUCACAUCGAACCAAGCUGUCAACCAGUCCAGUACUGAGGAGAACGAGUUGGCCGUACCAGAUCCCAAAGUGACUGCCGACGACAAAUCCAACUUGCCUGCGUCUGAUUUCACGGGCCAAGAAGGAACAAAGGAUGAGGUGACCACUAGUAUCGAGAACGCAAGUCACGAGACUGUUAAAUCCGACCAAGGUGACAUUCAAUAUCCUGCAUGGUCGUCGCCAGCGCCAAGUGCUACGGCUGGUGACGAACACCAGCAGCACACUUCGGAGUCAAAAGAACUUAUUGACCAAAUUCCUGUUGUCUACGAAAGCGCCAUCAGCCCUUCACCUUUCACACCCACAGACAACGGCACCCACUCUUCUGAGCAGGCCCGUAGUCAAUCACGCGCAACUCAAGGUUCUGGUCCGACAGACACCUCUGAACCCAUUGUGACGAACGGUUAUCAUCAUCGGGCAAUGACAGCGACCUCCAGUCGACGUCCAUCCAGCCCGGCGCCUCCCGCGAGGAUGCUCACCGCUCUGAUCCCUCUUCACGAGCAUCUCCUCCUGCUUGCACACACUAAAGAAGGCGUGGACUAUGCGAUUCAAGUGAACCCACCAGGUGUGCAGCCGUUCGUCGCUUACAGUCACUCAACGAUGAUGCUUCGAAGCCCACGACUCCGCAAGCUGAUGCAGAGUGUGCAAAGUCUGCCAAACAACAGCUAUGUAGGCAACCUCAUCAAUCUUUACCCUGCAUCUUACAUGGUCUCCCACGCCUUCGAGGCUGCUCUCCGGUUCCUCUACUCUGACACGGUCUUGUCCAACGACUUCUUUCUGCAGGCACAGCCUGGUCCCGACUUCCAUGCUUCCAGACUUCACAACUUGGACUACAUCUUGUCAUACUGGGUGGCCGGCAUCGAAUUGGGCACUGAACAAGUCUGUGUUUGUGCAGAAAGACUCUUGUCAAACUUCUUGGACUGGGACAUUAUUGAAAUCACAUACAAACAUGCACUGGAUUUCGGCAAAUCUCCGGUCGUUACCUCUGGCAAGAACAUGACGGGUGCGGAGUAUCUGAUCGCCAGCAACACCAUCAUCAGAAUGAUUCUCCGCUUCCUCGCAGCUCGUAUGAAUAUUGGCAGUUUCAAGCUCAAUGUGGACUCGGUUUCAAUUCACUUUGCGCCACGACUUCCACAGCUUGACGAUGGCCGUCCAAGACACAAUCCGACCUUGGCUUCGAUGGUAUUUGGCUCUAUGCCUUCAUCUGCCGGCAUGUCUACUGCUUCACCUUCACCACAAUCCGAGAUCAUUCCGAACCAUACGACCUUCAGGGAUACCGUGGCUUCAAACAUCCUUCUCAAUCUCGACUUCGAACACCUCUGCUUCUUCAAGAGCGCAGUUCGUACCGAGAAUUCGGUGGAUGACAAGGUCUUCAACCCAAUCCUGGCUGCAAUUGUGAAUGAGCGAGAGUCUCGUCGCCUCCGAGUCUUCAACGCACGCUCUUUCUCCACCAAAGACCGCAUGGCCAACCAGACCGCCUGGGACCCAGUUGGCUGGAGGGAGUACGUUGAAGAAGACGGAUGGAUUCACCGAGACCGUGUCGGAUACCUUCACCGUCCUCAAUCCAAAUAGAGGAACCUGUUCAGUUUCAUGCUUCGGCUAUGACACCAUUUCGUGGCGUUUCUUUAAGCGCUUGAGCGAUUUUCAGCAAGCGGUUAGCUUGUCUUCUACGAUGUUUUAGAUCGGAAAUGCAUGGCGUGGCGUUGCAUCGGAUGAACAAAGAUGGGUAUGGCUUGGGAGAACAUGUGGGAGGCUUCCGGCGCUUUCACGAUUUCAUAUGGGGAGUUGGAGCUUGGAUUGAGAAACAAAAUGGGCUACGGAACAAAAGUGAGCGACUUUCAUCGAGCUGUGCUUGGUUGAGCUGGUGCUGAAUUUGUGUGAAUAUGCAUGCGAAGAACUACCUUGCUUUCAGGGAGCUAUCUUGGGCGCUAUUGCGACAACACCUAGCUUGAGCAAGAUCAUCAAAAUUGGGGAGUGUAAUGACAUGAGGGCUGCUAGAUACCGAGAGAAAAGACAGAGCAAUCAAAUCAACUAAUUGGCUAAAGC